This is a messenger RNA of Formica exsecta, 1682 nucleotides long. RefSeq names its product microfibrillar-associated protein 1 (gene Mfap1). Gene Ontology annotation, biological process: mRNA splicing, via spliceosome. Gene Ontology annotation, cellular component: U2-type spliceosomal complex. The coding region runs from base 94 to 1467 and encodes 457 amino acids. The transcript has 2 exons. Gene Ontology annotation, molecular function: RNA binding. The record is from RefSeq and is a predicted model, not a curated record. Lineage: Eukaryota; Metazoa; Arthropoda; Insecta; Hymenoptera; Formicidae.
UCGUAGAUCUCUGCUGAUAUAUUUAUCUGUGGCGUUGUCAUUGUGUAUUUUACUCGAUUCUAAUUUUCGACAGUUUAUUAACACGGUAUCAAGAUGAUGAUGGACUAUUUUGUGACGAACAAUUCCUUAGCACCCGCACCGAUGGGUAUACAAAGCACGGCGGGUGCUGUGCCUGUAAAAAAUGACAAAGGAGAAUUGUCUAUGAAAAAGGUAAAGGUACAUCGUUAUGUUUCUGGUAAACGGCCAGAUUACGCGGCGGCAAGCUCAGAUGAGGAAUCGGAAGAGGAGGAUUUUCUCGAAAAACGUGUACAUAAGAGUUACGACGACAACGAAGCCGUCACGGAUAUUACUACGCACUCGCACGCAAGAAUUAGGGACGAGGAUGAUCCGCGUUUACGAAGAUUAACGCGACAGCAAAAGGAAACACCAACAGAAGUGCGAACAGAGAGACACAGACACAUUCAUGAGCCCGAGUUCAUCGAAAUUGAAUUGGAUAGAACGCGAGAGAGGAUCAAAUUAGAGAGCUCCGAUUCGUCCGAGGAUGAAGAAUUGUCUGACUCUGAGAUAGAGAAACGACGAGAAGCCCUAAAGCAACGAGUGCUGUCCAAGAAGGAUACGGAGGAAGAAUUGAUACACGGCGAAGAGGAGGACAGAUCGGGCGAAAGUUCGGAGGAGAGCUCGGAAUACGAGGAAUAUACAGAUUCCGAAGAAGAGACUGGGCCGCGAUUAAAACCCGUAUUUGUUCGUAAAAAGGACAGAAUCACAGUGAUGGAAAAGGAGAAGGAGACGAUGCGGCUAAAGCAAGCAGAGAUUGAGAUUAAAAAACUGGCCGAAGAACGAAAGAGGCAAACUUUGAGGAUGGUGGAGGAGGCAGUGCGGAAGGAGACGCAGAUGGGCAAUAAAGGUAAUGUCGAGCAGGAGAGUAAAUUGAACGACGUUUGCACAGACGAUGAGAAUGACGAGGUAGAAUACGAAGCUUGGAAAUUGCGCGAGCUAAAGAGAAUCAAGCGAGAUCGCGAGGAGAGAGAGCAACUUGAAAAGGAACGUUUGGAGAUCGAGCGCAUUCGUAAUAUGACUGAGGAGGAACGAAGGCAAGAGGCUCGAUUGAAUCCGAAAAUGAUUACCAAUAAAGCGGCGAAAGGAAAGUACAAGUUCUUGCAGAAAUACUAUCAUCGUGGUGCAUUCUACUUGGAUAGAGACGAUUCUAUAUUUAAACGCGACUUCUCUGGUGCGACCUUAGAAGACCAUUUCGACAAAACGAUUCUACCGAAAGUCAUGCAGGUAAAAAAUUUUGGACGCAGCGGUAGGACCAAGUACACUCACUUGGUGGAUCAAGACACAACGCAAUUCGAUUCACCUUGGAUAUCGGAGACUGCGCAAAAUCUUAAGUUCCAUAAUAAUCAAGCGGCCGGGAUGAAACAAGUUUUUGAUCGACCUUCCUUAAAAAAGAGAAAAACUGAAAAUUGAAUCAUAAAUACUUUCUGUUUUUUUUAUUUUUAUUUUUUCCGUUUUGUUUUCUUAUAACAAUUACAUAUGGAAACAUUUGUAGAUACAAAUAUGGCAAUAUUAUUAACAAAUAUAAAACUUAGGAAAAACAGCAUUAUUGUAAUAAUGUAUAGUUCGAUUUAUAUUUCAUCAAUUCAUAUCAUUUUUCAUGUUUUUACAAAUAUAAUACUCUAACU